Messenger RNA from Zasmidium cellare ATCC 36951, 1479 nucleotides. RefSeq names its product glycoside hydrolase family 30 protein. Gene Ontology annotation, molecular function: glucosylceramidase activity. The transcript is spliced from 3 exons. Lineage: Eukaryota; Fungi; Ascomycota; Dothideomycetes; Mycosphaerellales; Mycosphaerellaceae. The coding region runs from base 1 to 1479 and encodes 492 amino acids. The record is from RefSeq and is a predicted model, not a curated record. Gene Ontology annotation, biological process: sphingolipid metabolic process.
AUGACAUACGACCUUCUCAUGGAGAACGCACUGCACAGUGCAUGGGAGUCUGCCACAUCUCGGCUGUUCAUCUCGUCGGUUACUGCAAACUCGCCUCCUCAACAUGGCACAACGAUCACGGUCGACACGCACAAAAGAUACCAACAGUUCGACGGCAUGGGCUUUUGUGAAGCCUUCCAGCGAGGGACACAGAUAUACGGCGCAGACGGCUUGAGCAGGGCCAACACUGAGCGUGUCCUGGACCUACUCCUUUCGAACACCACAGGGGCAGGUAUGACCAUCUUGAGGAAUGGGAUAGGCUCGUCUCUCACCAACCCGUACGAUCUGAUGAAAUCGAUUGAGACUGUGAGCCCUGCAUCACCCAAUGCUACUCCCAAUUACGGCUGGCAAGGCACUACCAAGCCUGGAUUUGGACUCGACAAUGGCCAGCUCCAGCUUAACAAAGAUGCAAUCGCUAGAGGAGUACGUACGGUCUACGCCGAUGCCUGGAGUGCACCCGGGUUCAUGAAGAACAAUCGCAAUGACUCAAAUGGAGGCUACCUCUGUGGCGUGUCCGGGAUCGAAUGCGAAACGGGUGACUGGCGGCAGACAUACGCAAACUAUCUCAUCCAGUAUCUGAAGUACUAUCGAGAAGAGGGUGUGGCCAUCGACUACGUUGGAUUUUUGAACGAGCCAGAUCUGAACGUAACAUAUGCCUCCAUGCUUUCAUCCGGCCAGCAAGCAGCCGACUUUCUGAAGGUGUUCGCCCCGACCCUCGAAGCAUCCGGUCUCAAGACAGAGAUCGCCUGCUGCGACGGUUCAGGCUGGGAGGAACAACGGAGUCGUCUAGAAGGAAUUCAGCAAGCUGGUGCCGAGUCAACGCUAGGACUAGUCACCGCGCACGGCUAUUCAAGUCCUCUGUCCACUCCCUUCUCAACUUCGAAGCGUGUCUGGCAAACCGAAUGGGCGGAUCUCGAAGGUCCGCAGACAUAUGCUUGGUAUUACAACGGCAGCACUGGUGAAGGCCUGACCUGGGCGAACCAUAUCCAACAGGCAUUUGCUGUCAGCAACGUCAGUGCGUUCUUGUCUUGGAUUGGAGCGGGCAAUACGACGUCGAACUCGGCAUUGAUCCUUUUGGAUGGAGACGAAGUCAAUGUCAGUAAACGACUAUGGGCUUAUGCUCAUUGGGGUCGAACUGUUUCUCCAGACGCGGUGAGAGUGGAUGUUCGUGUCGAGAGCAGCGCCAACGUGACGUCCACCGCCUUUCAGAACGAAGACGGCAGCAUCGCGGUGCAAGUCAUCAACAAUAGCGACAGAGCACAGCAGAUCACCAUAGCCGGUUGGCGGACGAGUCGAUGGAGCUUCGGUGCGGUCAAAUCGUACCUGACCAACAACGACCAUGAUUUCGAUCUCGUGUCGCAGCGAAAAUGGUCUCAAGGCACCAAUCUCGAAAGCGAGAUCCCGGCUUUGAGCAUGAUGACUUUCACGACAGGAGGAUAG